CUUCCUGUAGUCAGACUCCUUCCCCAAAAGUGGAGCGAGAGAGGGAGGGAGAGAGAGAGAGGGAGAGAGAGAGAGAGAGAGAGGGGAAAGGGAAGGAAUCUUUCGGUUCCAAAUGCGGCUCUCUGAGGAGCAAGCAAGCAACUCCUCGUCUCUGCUGCAGUGUGUAUGAGUGUGUGUGUGUGUGUGUGUGUGUGUGUGCGCGCGACAGUGUGUGAGUCGAUUCAUUAAUUUGUUUUUGUUCUUUUGGCGUGAAAUACAAAAGUGCGCCCGGGUCACACCAGAGUCAAAUGCACGGUACGGAUGGUACAAGUUCUGACGCCCGGCGCAGACUCGUCCCCUGAUCCCAGCACGCACCGAGCUCGGAGGCACCGCCGCACGCUGCCGCGAGACUCCAGGGGUUCAUGUACUGGAAAAAUGAAGUGCUGUCCCCUCUCUCAGAGGGAAAUCACACUCUGUCCGACGGGAUUCCCACGAAGCAGGUGAUCUCUGCCGAGCACCAGGGUACACCGGGAGCCUCGCGCUGCAGUGUGGAGUCCAAACACGCCCCAAUGUCUCACUCGGACGCGGAGUCCCAGCGGUCCAACAUGGAGCGGGAGGACACCCGCUCGGCCGCGAGCACCCCGUCCACCCCCUCCGUGUGCUCGCCGACCUCCACCGCCAGCUCCGUGCCGUCCACCGGGAAGAACGUGUGCGCCAGCUGCGGCCUGGAGAUCUUGGACAGAUACUUGCUGAAGGUGAACAACCUGAUCUGGCACGUGCGCUGUCUGGAGUGCUCCGUCUGCAGGACGUCGCUGCGUCAGCACGGCAGCUGCUACAUCAAGAACAAGGAGAUCUUCUGCAAAAUGGAUUAUUUCAGUAGGUUCGGUACUAAGUGUGCCCGCUGUGGGCGGCAGAUAUACGCCAGUGACUGGGUGCGUCGCGCAAGGGGGAACGCAUACCACUUGGCGUGUUUCGCGUGCUACUCGUGUAAGAGGCAGCUGUCCACGGGAGAGGAGUUCGGCUUGGUGGAGGACAAGGUCCUGUGUAGGAUCCACUACGACACCAUGGUGGAGAACCUCAAGCGAGCGGCCGAGAGUGGCAACGGCAUCACGUUAGAAGGAGCAGUUCCAACGGACCAAGACAGUCAACCCAAACCGGCCAAAAGGGCACGGACAUCCUUCACUGCAGAACAGCUACAGAUCAUGCAGGCUCAGUUCGCCCAGGACAACAACCCAGACGCCCAGACGCUACAGAAACUAGCCGACAUGACGGGCCUCAGCAGGAGAGUUAUACAGGUGUGGUUUCAAAACUGCAGAGCAAGACACAAAAAGCACACGCCCCAGCACAGUGGGGCUCCGCAAGGUCAUCCCCAGUCCAGAAUACCCUCGUCCCUGCCCGAUGAGCUGCAUUACUCCCCCUUUGGCAGUCCUGAGCGGGCGCGCAUGGUGGCCCUCCAUGGCUACAUUGACAGUCAUCCCUUCUCCAUGCUGACCUCUCAGGGUCUCCCUCACCAGGCCAUGUCGCUGCCCCAGCUUCCCCUCAGCCGCUAGCACUCCACGAUGUGACCCUCGUGACCCCUAACCUCCAGAGCCUAUCCCUCCAUCUUCCACCAGUGACGUCUGCCAGCCUGACCCGGAGGUCAAGCCGGAGUCGGCUUGGAAGAAAGGAAAAUCUUACAAGAGCUUCGCCCACUUGGAAACAGAAAUGGAAGAAUGCUGGAAAACGUCAUUGUGGGUUUUUUUAGUUUUGUUUUUUUUAAUCUCUCUGAGGACAGGAAUAUCUCGCCUGCAGCCAGUCUGACAUAGUGAUCAGCAUUUAUCAUUAGGAGGAACUCAAAGACUAAAGUUUACACCACCAAAAGGACCCGUUUUGCUUCAAGUGUACAGCAUCUUCCACUCUACUCAUCUGCCCUCUGACUUGAAGGUGGAGGCAGUUUUCAAAGGAUAAGACUAAUCGACUGAAGCCUCUUGAGCGCUGUCAGAAUAUUGAAGAAAAACAGAGGGGGGAAAUUUAAAGGGGGAACUGUCAAUGUGGCCCGGGGGCUGGGCAACACACGGCAGGCUACGUUAGAGGUAAGACUCCACCCUCUUUUCUCUCUAAGCAACCAUGAAGGAUACCGAAACGCAAACAAAACAUGUUCACAGUUGAAAUAUUUAAUUUAGGAAUGACAUAGUGGUUUUAUAACGUCUCAGAAAAACUUCGCAGCUACAUUUUUGGUAAGUUUUCCACUGAAAUUAGGUGUAAAAGUAAAAUUUCUGUUAAAGAAUGAAAAAUAUUGUGUGCCUUAUCUUUUUCCAUCAUCAAAAUAAACUGUAAUUGGUUACAGCAGUGAAAUCCUAGCCUGUAAUUCAUCACUUUCAGAUUUGGGUUUUUUAAUUUGAGUGUGGUAGACAAAAUUAGGAGAAUUUAAAUCUUCCAUUGGUACAAAAUCCUAAUUCUAUUUGUAGAAUAUUGACUGCUUGUCAUGAAGGAAAACCACACAGCACAAAGCCUCUGCUUGUGUAUUGUUGAAUUAUGGCUGUAACUGUAGAAUUGGGAGCAAACAGAUUUUAAGCUGCCACAAUCCUGUUACAUUUCUUCAAAAUGUUGCAGAGGCUGAGGGAAAGGCUGAGAUGAGCAUAAAACGUUAAACUACACAGAUCUGAUAUGUUAAAAGUUAAAACAUUUUCAUAUUUCAGGUGUAUUGUCACUAAUUUAUGAUUUCAAAGAUGUUUUUCUAAGCCUCUGUGUGUAUGUGUCUUUCGUACAAAGAGGGAGACGGAGUAUUGGUACAAUAUGGACAGUAUAAAACAGACUGGGGUGUAUAAAGUAAGCUCUGUGUGCGCGUGUGUGUGUGUGUGUGUGUGUGUGUGUGCGUGCGUGUGUGUAUCGGCAGGGGUAGAGAGUGUGCAUCUGUAUUUUAGUGCCAUGGCCAAUGUGUGAAGAACAGGAUCCAACAAGACCUCAAUGUCCUUGUAUUUAUUGAGUUGGUAAAUCCCUGUAAAGCACUUUUUUUCCCCUCUGAAAAUGUUUUGUUUUUGUUACAAAAAAAGAUGAAAUGAAACAAAAAGUUUAUUUGAUAGACUGUGCAUCAUUAAUGUUUUGUGUACUUAAUUGCAAUAAAAUAGAAUGUGAUA
Messenger RNA from Scophthalmus maximus (turbot), 3095 nucleotides. It is a transcript of the gene lhx6a, whose product is annotated as LIM homeobox 6a. The record is from RefSeq and is a predicted model, not a curated record. Gene Ontology annotation, molecular function: RNA polymerase II transcription regulatory region sequence-specific DNA binding; DNA-binding transcription factor activity, RNA polymerase II-specific. Lineage: Eukaryota; Metazoa; Chordata; Actinopteri; Pleuronectiformes; Scophthalmidae. Gene Ontology annotation, biological process: neuron differentiation; regulation of transcription by RNA polymerase II; forebrain neuron development. Bases 402 to 1529 code for a protein of 375 amino acids. The transcript is spliced from 9 exons. Gene Ontology annotation, cellular component: nucleus.